GCAUCAUUGUUUGUUGCGACAGUCUUUUGUAAAAUAUGCGGUGAAGUAGUGUGGUAGUAUGUGCGUAGUAUGGCAGUAAAUAGUAAUUAAAGUGUUGGUGGAGCGAUAUCACCUAGGAUGGGAUUUGCGUGCACAAAUAUGAGAAAUGAACUGAAAGAAGGGAAAGUAGAGACACCAGCUGUAUGUCCUCAGGUCAGAAUCAGGUGUCAGAGGAGAAUGGCAGACAGCUCCAUAAUUCGUACCCACUAUAAGAACUACCGAUUUGAGCUGUAAAGGGUAAGAAAGGUGUCGGGGUAGUCGUGUAUUGUGAGCUGUAUACAUACUGCAGUUUGCAAACCUGCAUGAGCACCUAGUAGUGAUUUAAUGGCUGCCUAUAUAAAUCGCUCAUUGUCUCAAAUGGCUGGAGAUGGCCCUUCAAUAAGGGGGUCAUCUUUGGUUGGAGGGCCUGGUGGUGAUACAAGAAACUUACAUGACUCAACUUCUCCACUACAGAUAUUCGUCAAAGCCAAAAAGAAGAUCAAUGGAAUAUUUGUGGAAAUUGAAGACUAUGUCAGGAAUACAGCUUCAUAUAUGCAAAGUCUGGAAAAGGAACAAAAUAUUAUCCAGCCAGAAGAAAGGGUGCAGGUGGAAAGUUACAUUCAAAAAGUUAAAGGCAUUAGAGAUGUCCUCACAAGGGAUCACAUGAAAGUGGCCUUUUUUGGAAGGACAAGUAAUGGGAAGAGCACGGUGAUAAAUGCCAUGUUAAGAGACAAGAUCCUACCUAGUGGCAUUGGUCAUACAACUAACUGUUUUCUACAAGUUGAAGGAUCAGAAAAUGGAGAAGCGUACCUUGUGACUGAAGACUCAAAAGAGAAGCAGAAUGUAAAGUCUGUUGGACAGUUGGCACAUGCUCUCUGCAAAGAACGUUUGGGUGAAAGUACACUUGUCAGAAUAUUCUGGCCAAAAGAUAAAUGCCUUCUGCUGAGAGAUGAUGUAGUAUUUGUGGACUCGCCAGGUAUUGAUGUGUCACCAAAUCUUGAUGAGUGGAUUGACCGUCACUGCCUUGAUGCAGAUGUCUUUGUUCUUGUUGCCAACGCAGAAUCUACUCUUAUGGUUACGGAGAAAAACUUCUUCCACAAAGUCUCAACUCGACUCUCUAAGCCAAAUAUUUUUAUUUUGAACAAUCGAUGGGAUGCCUCAGCUUCAGAACCUGAAUUUUUGGAUCAGGUAAGAGGACAACAUAUGGAACGAACAGUUGAUUUUCUUGUGAGAGAGCUGAAAGUUUGUUCCCAGAAGGAAGCUAAUGAGAGGAUAUUUUUUGUGUCCGCUAAGGAGGUCUUACAAGCAAGGCUGAUGGAGCAAAAGGGACAACCUGCUCAUGCUGGUGCUCUGGCAGAAGGAUUUCCUACGCGAUACUUCGAAUUUCAGGAUUUUGAACGAAAGUUUGAAGAAUGCAUUUCUAAAAGUGCAGUGAAAACAAAAUUUGCACAGCACUCCCAAAGAGGAAAACUUAUUGCUUCGGAGAUACACACAGUAAUGGAUGGUGUCUAUGAGCGUGCUGAGCAGUUGAAAUCUGAAAAAGCUCUGGCAAAAAAGGAACUUUAUGACAGACUUAACUACACGGAACAGCAGCUGCGAAUGAUUACUCAGGAAAUGAAGGAAAAAAUACACCAGAUGGUUGAAGAUGUCGAGCAAAGGGUCUCAAAAGCACUCAGUGAGGAAAUUCGUCGUUUGUCUGUCCUUGUGGAUGAGUUCAACUUACCAUUUCAUCCAGAACAAUUGGUUCUCAACGUGUACAAGAAAGAACUGCAUGCUCAUGUGGAAAAUGGACUGGGUAGCAAUCUUCGUGCACGGCUUUCUACAGCAUUGGCCAUGAACAUUGAGAACAGUCAACGAGAAAUGACAGAAAGAAUGUCAUCGCUCCUUCCUCCAGAGAAAAAACAAGUAUCAUUAAGUGUCCUACCCCGUAGGGAACCUUUUGAGAUACUGUAUCGGCUCAAUUGUGAUAACCUGUGUGCAGAUUUUCAUGAAGAUCUGGAAUUUCGGUUUUCAUGGGGCAUUACAGCAUUGAUAAAUAGAUUCACUGGCAAACAAGGACAUCGAAUUGCAUUACACAAUUAUGCUCACAUGGUACCGCGUGACAUUCUUUCUCCAUCAGAGACCUUGGAUGUUGCACAGAUAAAAUUUCCUACUAACCAACCAAGCGAUGAUUGGUCUAUCCCAUCUAGGUUACUGAUGGCAUCCAUUGGUUCACAAGGCACAAUGGGUGGGCUUCUGGUUGCUGGGUUUUUACUGAAGACUGUAGGCUGGCGACUUAUACUGGUGACGGGAGCAGUGUAUGGUAGCCUGUACUUAUAUGAAAGAUUGACGUGGACCAACAAAGCAAAAGAGCGUGCAUUCAAAAGGCAGUAUGUUGCACAUGCUACAAAGAAACUCCGGCUUAUUGUUGAUUUGACUUCUGCCAACUGCAGUCACCAAGUACAACAGGAGCUUUCAAGCACAUUUGCUCGUCUUUGUCACCUAGUGGAUGAGGCAUCAACUGACAUGGAUGAGGCCAUAAAGUCACUUGAGAAAGAGCUCAGGUCGUUGGAGGAGGCAGCUGCAUCUGCUAAGAGUUUGCGUAAUAAAGCAAAUUACCUUGCACAGGAGCUAGCUAUGUUUGAAGAGACUUACCUGCAGUGUGAUAAUUAAUAGAUUAUUAUUACUUAGGCACUUGUAUAAAUGUGCAGUUAACAGCAUGAAACACUCACUACUAGUCACCGGCGAUUAACUGUUAAUAGUACACAAGCUGUAAGUGGCUUGGGACUUAACACAUAUAUCAUUGUGAUAUGUUUCAAGUUGUAAGCUGUGCAGUGCUUGGUGGUGACUUCUGUUAAAAAACAUAAUGUCAUCGCUGUUUCACUGCACAUGAUGGUCCUGUUAUAAUUGUUAGUCUGCUCAUAGCAGAUUGUGGAAAGAGUCAUAGAUUAUGUGUAGCAUAAACUGAAUGCACAGUUUGAAUAAAGUACAAUAACCAUGUCUUACAAAUCAGAGUCCAGUUUGGAUAUCCUGUAGUCAAUAAGGAUAUCACAACAUGAUUAUCUUGCUUUAUUGGUCAUCAUUGUUAAAUCAUGAUGUAUAAAAAUUCAUCUGUAUUUAUUCAUAAAUGUAUAUUGUUAAAACUUGUCAUUUUGUGAUUUAUCGUAUGUUAGUAAAAAAGCUUGAAUCUAUGAUAGGUUGUCUGUUUACAUAUAAAUUAAGUAUACCGUUGGGUGUGCUCUGUACAGUUGUUGAUGUGGUCUUCAGUUCUGUAUCUGAUGAUGUCCUGUGAUUUCUGCCUUGGGAAGAAAUAUUUAUAAAUCCAUUUUCUGUAUACAGAGUUGUAAUAUUUGUGACAAUAUUUGUACUACACUAGUAUUAAUGAGCAUAAAAUAACAUAAUUUGACAGGUGUUCAGUAAGUUAGGAAUGGAGAAUUUGAUUUGAAGCUGAGUGUUCCUAAGGCAUCUGUUCUUCAGAAGAUUAAAAGUCUAAUAAUUGAAUUUCA
Molecule: messenger RNA, 3503 nt
Organism: Schistocerca serialis cubense
Lineage: Eukaryota; Metazoa; Arthropoda; Insecta; Orthoptera; Acrididae
Gene: Marf
Product: transmembrane GTPase Marf
Exons: 14
Coding region: 364-2670 (768 amino acids)
Biological process (GO): mitochondrion localization; mitochondrial fusion
Cellular component (GO): mitochondrial outer membrane
Molecular function (GO): GTP binding; GTPase activity
Source: RefSeq, a predicted model, not a curated record